Cercospora beticola is the source of this 1074-nucleotide messenger RNA. It is a transcript of the gene SOH1, whose product is annotated as mediator complex subunit SOH1. Gene Ontology annotation, molecular function: transcription coregulator activity. Gene Ontology annotation, cellular component: core mediator complex; mediator complex. The record is from RefSeq and is a predicted model, not a curated record. Gene Ontology annotation, biological process: regulation of transcription by RNA polymerase II. Lineage: Eukaryota; Fungi; Ascomycota; Dothideomycetes; Mycosphaerellales; Mycosphaerellaceae.
GGGUCUGCUUUAGCUCACGCCCACGCCCACUCGCUCGCUAGCGUCCAAUCGCACGGUGGAUCUCCCACUUCUGCUCCGCCCAAGCAGCCGAGACCGUAACCUCAUUCUGCACCGCGUGUCCACGCGCUGGGCCAGACUAGACAUCCUCAUUGUUCUAGCAGACGCCAGUCAUGUCUGCACCGGAUCGUAGCAGUGGCGAGGCGGCCGUGCCAGAAUACAGGAUCCAUCAUGGCGGCCACGACAGAUUCACACUGGAGCUCGAGUUUGUGCAGAUGCUGGCGAACCCACAAUAUCUGUCGUACCUCGCGGACAAGAAACUGCUAGAGAACGAAGAGUUCGUGGCAUAUCUAGAUUAUCUGCAGUACUUCCGUGAUCCGACUUACCUUCGAUACCUGCAGUAUCCUGGCCCUACCUUGCGAGCCCUGGAGCUGUUACAAGAAGAGCGGUUCCGCAAAGACAUUCUCAGCCCAGAAGUUGCGGGACGGCUCUUCCACGAGGGCAUGGAAGCGAGCACUUCUACGUGAUGACGAUUCUGUUAUCUUACCUCGCAGCCCUUUGCACACUGGCUAUGCUUCUCUGUAAUGGCCACCAACGUUGAUUGCGCGGCCCUGCUUGGAUGGCACUGUUUAGGUGCUGCCAAGCCGCUCGGCACAUGAUUCGUCCAAAGUUGAAGAACCAGCGUGUAGCGUCAAGGCAAUACCGGUCGUUCAACGUUCCGAAAGGACCUGUACCACAGAAUCGGAAAGUUCGCCAGGAUAUCAAGACAUCUCUCGGCACAGUCGGAGCGAUCAUUGUGGUUGUCCCCCGAUCGCUCAGUGACGAGUCACGACGUUUAUGCUUCAAGGCAUCAAAUUCGAGUUUGACAAUUAUUACUGUCAGCACGGAUAGGUUGCAGAUGCCAGAGCCAGGAGAUUAUCGCGCAGUCGCGCCUCAUGGGCUACUCAGAGCACGAGUGGAGUCGUCGAGUGAUUGCGGAAUACGCAAAAUACAUUGUAUGUUUCAGGAACCUACUCAACUCAAAUAAUCAAUACUGAAACCAGGCAAAUCUGACACUGUGUACAUCGUUGACCUCAA